Molecule: messenger RNA, 1245 nt
Organism: Rosa chinensis
Lineage: Eukaryota; Viridiplantae; Streptophyta; Magnoliopsida; Rosales; Rosaceae
Product: disease resistance protein RPV1-like
Exons: 2
Coding region: 1-1245 (414 amino acids)
Biological process (GO): defense response; signal transduction
Molecular function (GO): ADP binding
Source: RefSeq, a predicted model, not a curated record
AUGGCUUCUUCUUCUGUCAUCCACCCCAAAGAAAAGUAUGAUGUUUUUCUCAGUUUCAGAGGCGAGGAUACUCGCCAGACUUUUACCAGCCAUCUUCACGCUUCUUUGAUACGGAGGAAAGUGGAAACCUACAUAGACUACAGACUUGAGAGAGGAGAUGAAGUUGGACCCGCCCUUCGAAAAGCAAUCGAGGAAUCAAAGAUUUCCUUGAUCAUUUUCUCAAAAGACUAUGCUUCUUCCACAUGGUGCUUGGAUGAACUUGCUUAUAUACUGGAACGCAAGGAAACACAUGGACAACAUGUUAUACCUAUUUUUUACCAAAUAGAUCCAGCACAUGUACGCUACCAGGUAGGAAGUUAUAAGACUGCAUUUUCUGAACAUGAACGGAGGUUGAAGGACAAGACGGGAAAGGUGCCCAAGUGGAAGGAAGCUUUAGAAAAAGCAGCCAAUCUAUCUGGAUUUGAUUCAGCUUCAAGAACUGUUGGGCAUGAUUCUGAUUUAGUUGAGCAAGUUGUCAAAGAAGUGUUGGCUAAAUUGAAUCGUGAAUCGUCAAGCGAUUUAACUGGUUUGAUUGGAGUUGAAGGCCGCAUUAAGAAAAUUUUAUUGGAAUUAGACGUCAUCCCAGAAGAUGUUCGUGUUCGCUCAGUGGUUAUUUGGGGUAUGGGUGGUAUUGGCAAGACCACCCUUGCUGAUGCUGUAUUUCACGGACUCUCUUCUCAAUUUGAAGCUCACUGUUUUCUUGCAAAUGUUAGGGAACGAUCAGGUACCAAAGGAGCUUUCUCUCCUGAGCUGUAUCUUUUGCGAGAUGAACUUCUUAGACAAUUACUAGGAGACAAGAGUUUAACUAUCCAUACUCGAACUAUAGGUGCCGUUGACAAAGAGAGGCUCCGCCGUACGAAAGUCCUUGUUGUUCUUGACGACGUGAACCAUUCAAGCCAAUUAACAUUUUUAGUUGGAGAAGUUCCAUUUGGCCCAGGAAGUAGAAUAAUUAUAACAACUCGAGAUAUGCAACCAGUUAGGAAGACUCUAGAAGUGAAGGACGUAGCUGACCAUGAUGUGAAGACAUACAAGGUGGAGGAAUUAAAUGGUGUUGAAUCUCUUCAGCUUUUCCAUUUAAAUGCUCCCACACAUUUUACAGAAACUCCAGAAUUUUUAGAGAAGGUGGGAGAUCAUGCUGCAGGAAUUCCGUUAGCCCUUAACAUUUUGCGUUCACUAUUGAUAGCCAUGGCCUUAGAGAAGAGCUAG